GUAUAUAUAUACACACACAUACACACACACACAUAUAUAUAUAUACCACAUCUUCUUUAUCCAUUCAUCUGAUAAGACAUUUGCAAAUAUCUUCUCCCAUUCCGUAGGUUGCCUUUUAGUUUUGCGGACCUUUUCCUUUGCUGUGCAGAAGCUUUUUCUCUUGAUGAAGUUGCAAUAGUUCAUUUUUGCUUUUGCUCCCUCGCCUUUGUAGAUGUAUGUAGCAAGUAGUCGCUGCGGUUGAGGUCGAAGAACUUCCUGCCUGUGUUCUCCUCUAGGAUUUUGAUGGAUUCCUGUCUCACAGUAAGGUCUUCCAUCCAUCUUGAGUUUAUCUUUGUGUAUGGUGCCAAAAAAUGGUCCCGUUUUAUUCUUCUACAUGUGGCUGUCCAGUUUUCCCAGUACCAUUUAUUGAAGAGACUGUCCUUUUUCCACUGGAUAUUCUUUCCUGCUUUGUCGAAGAUUAGUUGACCAUAGAGUUGAGGGUCCAUUUCUGGGUUCUGUCUUCUGUUCCGUUGAUCCAUGUGUCUGUUUUUGUGCCAGAACCAUACUGUCUUGAUGAUUACAGCUUUGUACUCUAGCUUGAAGUCUGGCAUUGUGAUGCCACUAGCUUUGGUUUUCGUUAUCAACAUUCCUCUGGCCAUUCGGGGUCUUCUCUGGUUCCAUACACAUUUUAGGAUGAUUUGUUACAGUCUGUGAAAAAAGUUGAUGGUAUUUUGAUGGGGAUCUCAUCGAAUGGUUCGAUUACUCUGUGUAGACAUUUUAACAGUGUUUUUCCAAUCCAUGAGCAUGGAACGUUGUUUCAUUUCUUUGUGUCUUCCUCAAUUUCUUUGCUAAGUGUUGUGUAGUUUUUGGAGUACAGAUCCUUUACGUCUUUGGUUAGGUUUAUUCUUAGGUAUCUUAUGGGUUUCAGUGCAUUUGUAAAUGGGAUCGAUUCCUUCAUUUCUCGUUCUUCUGUCUCAUUGUUAGUGUAUGGAAAUGCAACUCAUUUCUGUGCAUUGAUUUUAUAUCCUGCUGAAUUCUUGUAUGAGUUCUAGCAAUUUUGGGGUGGUGUUUUGGGUUUUCCACAUAAAGUAUCAUGUCAUCUGCAAAGAGUGAGAGUUUGACUUCUUUGCUCAGUCGGAUGCCUUUGAUUUCUUUUUUGUUGUUUUCUGAUUGCUGAGGCUAGGACUUCUCUAGUUGAAGAACUGCGGUGAGAGUGGGCCUCCCUGUCAUGUUCCUGACCUUAGAGGAAAAGGUCUCCGUGUUUCCCCAUUGAGAAUGAUAUUCGCUGUGGGCUUUUCAUAGAUGGGUUUUAUGUUAUUGAGGUAUAUCCCCUCUACCCCUAUACUGUGGAGAGUUUUAAUCAAGAAAGGAUGCUGCAUUUUGUCCGGUGCUUUUUCUGCAUCCGUUGAGAGGAUCAUACGGAUCUUGACCUUUCUUUUAUUAAUGUGAAGUAUCACAUUGAUUUGAUUUGCGAAUGUGGAACCACCCUUAGAGCCCAGGAAUAAAUCCCACUUCGUCACGGUGAAUACUCCUUUUAAUGUGCUGUUGGAUCCUAUGCGCUAGUAUUGUGCUGAGAAUUUUUGCAUCCAUGGGGUCUUUGUCUGUUUUUGGGAUCAAGGUCAUGCUGGCCUUAGAGAACAAGUUUGGAAGUUUUCCUUCCAUUUCUGUUUUUUGAAACAGCCUCAGAAGAAUAGGUAUUAGUUUUUCUUUGAAUGUUUGGUGGAAUGCCCCUGGGAAGCCAUGUGGCCCUGGACUCUUGUGUGUUGGUAGAUUUUUUGAUCACUGCUUCAGUUUCCUUGCUGGUUAUGGGUCUGUUCAGGUUUUGUAUUUCUUCCUGAUUCAGUUUUGGUGGCUUACAAGUUUCCAGGAACGCAUCCAUUUCUUUCAGGUGACCUCAUUUGUUGUCCUAUAGUUGCUGUGUGUGUUCUUAAGAUGGUUUGUGUUUCUUUGGUGUUGGUUGUGAUCUCUCCUCUUUCAUUCAUGACAUUAUUAUUUUGGGUCCUUUCCCCUUUCUUUUGGAUAAGUGUGGCUUGAGGUUCAUCAAGCUUAUUAAUAAUUUCAAAGAACCGGCUCCUGGUUUCAUUGAUUGUUCUACUGUUCUUCUGGUUUCUAUUUCAUUGUUUUCUGCUCUAAUCUCUAUAAUUUCUCUUCUCCUGCUUGGUUUCGGCUUUAGUUGCUGUUCAUUCUCCGGCUCCUUUGGGCGUAAGGUUAGCUUGUGUAUUGGAGACUUUCUGAUUUUUUGAGGAAAGCUUGUAUUGCUAUGUACUUUCCUCUUAGGACCGCCUUUGCUGGAUCCCAAAGGUUUUGAACGGCUGUGUUUUCAGUUUCAUUCAUUUCCAUGAAAUCUUUAAUUCUUCUUUGAUUUCCUGGUUGAUGCAUUCAUUCUUUCGUAGGAUGCUCUUUAGCCUCCGAGUGUUUGAGUUCCUUCCCUAUUUCCUGUUGUGACUGAGUUCCUGUUUCAAAGCAUAGUGGUCUGAAAAGAGGCAGGGAAUAAUCCCAAUCUUUUGGUAUCGGUUGAGACCUGAUUUGUGCCCCGGUAUGGGAUCUCUUCUGGAGAAUGUUCCAUGUGCCCUGUAGAAGAAUGUGUAUUCUGUUGCUUUAGGAUGGCAUGCUGUGAUGUACCUGUGAAGUCCAUCUGGUCCAGUGUGUCAUUCAGAGCCCUUGUUUCCUUGUUGAUCAUCUGCUUAGAUGAUCUGUGCAUUGCUGGGAGUGGGGUGUUGAAGUCCCCUACAGUUAUUGUAUGAUUCUCGUCGUGUUUCCUUCAUUUGGUUCUUAAUUGGUUUAUGUAAUUGGCUGCUCAAGUUAGGAGCAUAUAUAUUUAUAAUUGUUAGAUCUUCUCGUUGGGUAGGCCCUUGAAGUAUGAUAUAGCAUCCUUCUUCAUCCCCUAAUACAGUCUUUGGUUUAAAAUCUAAUUUGUCUGAUAGGAGGAUUGCUACCCCAGCUUUCUUUUGAGGUCCAUUCGCGUGAUCAAUGGAUCUCUACCCCCUCACUUUCGAUCUGGAGGUGUCUUUAGUUCUACAAUGAGUCUCUUGUAGAUAGCAUAUGGAUGGGUCUUGCUUUUUUAUGCAGUCGGAUACCCUGUGUCUUUUUUUUUUUUUUAAAUGAUGACUUUUUUUUUUGAAGAUUUUAUUUAUUCAUUUGAGACACAGAGAUACAGGGAGAGAGAGAGAGAGCGAGAGAGAGCAUGAGCAGGGAGAGAGGCAGAGGGAGAGGGGGAGAAGCAGGCUCCCCGCUGAGCCAGGAGCCCGAUGCGGGGCUCGAUCCCAGGACCCUGGGAUCAUGACCUGAGCCGAAGCCAGACGCUUAACCAUCUGAGCCCCCCAGGCGCCCCUACCCUGUGUCUUUUGAUUGGAGCAUUUAGCCCAUUUAGAUUCCGAGUAACUAUUGAGAGAGAUGAGUUUAGUACCGUUGUAUUACCUGUAUAGUCCCUGUUUCUGUAGAUCUUUUUCUUUCUGGUCCAGUGUUACUUUUGGGCUCUCUCUUGGCAUAGAGGAUCCCUUUUAGUAUUUCUUUCUUUCUUUUUUUUUUUUUUAAGAUUUUAUUUAUUUGACAGAGAGAGACACAGCGAGAGAGGGAACACAAGCAGGGGGAGUAGGAGAGGAAGAAGCAGGCUUCCCGCGGAGCAGGGAGCCCAGUGCGGGGCUCGAUCCCAGGACCCUGGGAUCAUGACCUGAUCUGAAGGCAGAUGCUUAGCCGACUGAGCCACCCAAGCGUCCCCCCCUUUAGUAUUUCUUGCAGGGCUCGUUUAGUGGUCCCAUAGUCUUUCAGUUUCUAUUUGUCCAGGAAGCCCUUUAGCUCUCCUUCCAUUCUGAAUGACAGCCUUGCUGGAGAAAGUAUUCUUGGCUGUAUGUUUUUCUCAUUUAGUACCCUGAAUAGAUGAUGUCAGCCCUUUCUGGCCUCCCAGAUCUCUGUGGAUAGGUCUGCUGCCAGCCUAAUGUUCCUACCCGUCUAGGUCAGGAACCUCUUGUCUUGAGAUGCUUUCCGGAUUUUCUCUUUAUUUCUGAAAUUUGCAAGCUUCGCUACUGUAUGUCAGGGUGCUGAUAUAUUUUUAUUGAUUUGGAAACGGGUUCUCUCUACCUCUUGAACUUGUAUGCCUGUAUCCUUCCCCAGAUUAGGAAAGUUCUCAGCUAUGAUUUGUUCAUAUAUACCUUCUGUCCCUCUUUCUCUCUCUCUCUUUCUCCUCAGGGCCUGCAGUAACUCCUCAGCGGGGAGUCUGCUUGCUUCAGGAUUUUUCUUUCCCUCUGCCCCUCCCCCCGCUCACUCUCUAAAAUAAAUAAAUCUUUCAAAACAAAAGGAAGAGAUCGAAGGAGGGAGGCAAGAUGGUGGCACGGUAGGGGAGCUCGUUUCAUCUGGUCCCUUGAAUGUAGCUAGAUAACUAUCAAAUCAUCCUGGACACCUCUGAAUUCAACCUGAGAUGUAAGGAAGGAAUUGCUGGAAUUCUACUAAUAGACAAGUGACCACUUUUUGCAAAGUAAGAGGUGCGGAGAAGUGAAUCUGCGGGGAUAUAUGGGAAGAUCCUCUGCGGGGAGAGGGAGCCUGUGUAAGCCGGCCACAGGCAAGUGAUACAGCCCCAGAGCGCAAAAUCAGAACCUUUAGAAAUCUUCUCCGCUAAGAGAUAGCCCUGCCUGAAAGGUGCUCUGGUGGCAAGGUGGGGCAGCAUCCAAGGUGGGACAGUGUGACCUCAGGAUCCCUGGGGUCACAGGAAGAACAGGGGUGCUUGAGCCGGCAGAGUUCCCAGGCACUGGAGUGGGGAAACUGGUUAGGGUCAGGGAGCAGGGGGGGUUCUCAACUCAGUUUGCCAUAAACCACGAACCACGGCUCAUCUGGGUGACAGCUAUUGUAUGCGGGUCCUGCACAGGGCAGACAAGGCGGCGCCCCUCUGCCUUCUCCCAGGAGGAUCGGUGCAGGCCCUCACCACAGGAGCCUGCAGACUUUGGCACACACAAAACUGAAGACCGCUUAUCCCUGACAGUUUACUGAAGAGAGGGGACCUCGAUCUUUUCGCUCCGGGCCUGGAAAUCGGGGCGUGGCCAUUUUUCUUUUCAUCCUCUCAAGUGGCCCAGAGAGCCUUCGGGGAAUAGAAUCACAUAGAGCAACUACAAGCAGUUUACACUGAGCCCGCCCCCCCCCCCCCCCCCCCCGCAAGGGGCGGUACAACUCCCCCCAGGCCAAGACACCUGAGGGUCAGCACAGCAGGCCACUCCCCGAGCAAAGCAGCUGGAAGAACAGGGGAAGAAGUUUAGGAGCCCACAGGAGUGCAAAACUCCAGCACUAGGGGAAAACAGUAAAUUGAAUUCAAAGGUUAUUUCAUGAUUCGUUUAUCUUGCAGUUUAAAAUUUUCCUUUUCUUUUUUUCUUCCCAACUAGUUUCUUAUUUUAUCAACUCUUUCAUUUUAAGUCGUUUUUGAUUGUCAUUUUCUACAUUUCCAUUUUUUAGAGAUAGUCUUCAGUUUUGCUUCCUUCUGCUACAUUCAAUUUUAUGUCUGUAUAUAUGUAACCUUGGUGAUUUUACACUUCUGGGAUUUAGUGUCUUUUAACAAACAGGCCAAAAUACACCCAGGAUUUCAUGGAGGUUUGACCACCUGGGAGAUAAUAUUCUCUCUUCUCCCACCCCCCAGCCACCCCCCACAUUUCUUUUUUCUUCUCUUUUUUGGUUUCUGACCUCUUCGGAUUUGACUAGUGUGUAUUUGCUUGCGUCGUGGUUGAUAUUUUUUAUGUUGCUCUCUUGUUCCUCCAUUCUUCUCUGGGCAAAAGGAAUAGAAGGAGGAAUUCACAACAAAAGAAAGAACCGGAGGAUGUACUCUCUGCCAUAGAUCUAAUUGAUAUGGACACAAUUGAGCUGAGCCUAAACCAAGAGUUGGCCGUUCAACUGACUGAGCCACCCAGCUGCCCCUCCAUUUGGUUGAAAUGAGAGAGACACAGUGAGAGAUGGAACACAAGCAGGCUUCCCGAGGAGCAGGGAGCCCGAAGCGGGGCUCGAACCCAGGACCCUGGGAUCAUGACCUGAGCCAAAGGCAGAGGCUUAACGACUGAGCCACCCGGGUGCCCCCGUCAUUUUAUUUUAUAUUCCUCUUAUUUUGGGGGGUGAAGUUGAAGAUCGUUUUUAUAUGUUUAAGAGCCAUUUAUAUUAUCUUUUACAGUGAACUGUCUGGUCAAGUAAGGAAUUCCUUUCUUGACCUUAGUAAAAUGAUAGUAACACUGUUAGGCUCUGAAGUCCUUUCUAUCAAGGCAGUGAAGGGAUUUGAGAUGGGAGGGUGACUUAGUCAGAUUGAGAAAGUGACCAAAUGACCACAGUCCUUGGGCAUGCAGGGAAUCCUCACCCUAAAGAUGGAGCCUAUGGGUAGAUUCUGUAAGAAAUGGAAAGAAAGUGCAAAGUGGUGGUUCCUGAGAAUAAGGACAUGGACCUUACUUGGAGCUGAGGGUGAACCCAGGCAUCAGGGAGAUGGGGCCAGGCCUGGCUAAGAGGCCUGAAAUCCUCUCUCCCAGGCUCCUGAGGCAGCUUUCCUAACCAGGGCUACAGAGGUGGGAACCCAAGUUGGGGCCCUGGGAGCUAGACGCCCCAGGCAGGGUGUCAGCCGGCCUUCCUUCCUUCUUCCUCUGCAUGGGCUGGCAUCUCCAGACCGGACCCCCUAGGAGAGGGCUUCCCAGGCAACAUGUGGUGAGCAUCUUUAAAGUUUUGUUCCAAUAAUCUCUCUGUUGUGGACGAUAUUCUAUAACAUACAUGAAAAAUGAUUUCCUAGAAAGAUAAAAUGCAAGAGACACAUCAAAUAGAAGCUCAAGUUAUUUAUGAGGAGAAUCAAUAGACGUAGAAUUCCUAUGUCACAUUGCAGUAAGUUUCUAAAUGCUACUGAAAUUUUGUUCUUAAAGUAGUUAUACUUUAAGCAACAGGGCUUUAGAACAGAUAUUAUCUUCCAUUUCCCCCACUUAGAACAGAUACUGUUUUCCAUUUUCCCCCCUUUUAUUCCUCAUCGCCUUCACUCCAGCUCCCCAACCCACAGCUGAACCAGUCCAUUUAUUCGGCAACGUUUGCUCAUGCCUUCCCCUCCCGCAGACGGUCUAUGAGGCCACUUUAUAAACAGGGGCUCUUACCCACACAGGAUGGAGAGGAAGGGAACGUGGUGGAAAUACGGCUUUUCUUUUCUUUUUUUUUUUUUUUUUUUGCUUUGACAUUUAUCUGCCCCAUUUCCUGACCCCAGAAUCUUAUUUUCGUCAUGAUCUCGCAUUGUUGAGUUUUCACAGAGUCUUGAGAGGCUUACACCUAACCAAGAGAAAGUACAUUUCCAAGAGGAACAUUUAGAUCUGAUUUUUCAUGUAAAACCCUUGUCUUUCUUAUGUAAAAUUAUGGGACUUUUUUUUUUUUUAAGAUGGUUAAUUCCACCAUCAAGUAGAUUGUACUUACUUGAGUUCAAACAGCUUUUUAAAAAAAAAAAACUGGGUGUUACACGCAAAUCAUGAAUCAUGGAACGCUGUAUCAAAAACUACUGAAGCACUAUAUGGUGAUUAACAUAACCGAAAACAAAAAACAAGAGAAUGUGAAAGUCACUCUUUCUCCCAUGAAGUCCACAGAUAAACCGCUGACCCCAAAGAAGAGCAGAAGAGUCCUCAUUGGCUCUUCUCCUGGGCUGGGCUCUGCAGGGAUGAUUUCCAACCUGACUGAGCGAUAGCUUGUCUCUGUCUCUCGGGAUAUUUUGCUCGAGUCCAUGGCAUCAGCCAGCUGCUGAAGGCAUUUCUACGGAAGACAGAAUGUCAUUAUCAAAUUCUAAAUCUUGGGGCUGGGGUAGAUACCACCUUCUGGAGAUUAAAGGUAAAUGAAAAUUCCCCUUCUUCUUUCCCGAAUUGUUUCAUUCGUGAAGGUGCCCGCCUGGUUCAAAAAUGUUAAAAAUAUAUUCAGAAGGAAUGCAGUGACUGCCUGUCUCGCGCCCCUGUCCCCAGCUGCUUGCACCUGCUGCCACCCUCAGCCACAUACGUGAUGUCCCCAGGGCCUCGCUGAAGGAUAGGUGCCUGGCUUCCCAUCCUUUGCUGUUGCAACAGGGGUUAUGAUAAAAAAAAGUCCUUGUAGACAUGUCCUCAGCACGUGUGGAAGAGCCCUGCCAGUGGAAUUGUGAGACCCAGAGCCCCUGCAUCUGCCAUAUUGACGAUAAGGAAGAGGUUUCCUUUUUUAUUAUGUUAUGUUACUCACCAUUCAUUACACCAUUAGUUUUUGAUGUAGCGUUCCGUGAUUCAUUGUUUGUGCAUCACACCCAGUGCUCCGUGCAGAACGUGCCUUCCCCAAUAUCCAUCACCAGGCUACACCAUCCUCUCACCUCGCUCUCCUCUAGAACCCUCAGUUUGUUUUUCAGAGUCCAUAGUCUCUCAUGGUUCAUCUCCCCCUCCCAUUUCCCCACCUUCAUUCUUCCCCUCCUGCUAUCUUCUUUUUUUUUUUAACAUAUAAUGUAUUAUUUCUUUCAGACGUACAGAUCUGUGAUGCAACAGUCUUACACAAUUCACAGCGCUCACCAUAGCACAUACCCUCCCCAAUGCCUUAUCACCCAGCCACCCCAUCCCUCCCACCCCCCACCACUCCAGCAACCCUGAGUUUGUUUCCUGAGAUUAAGAAUUCUUCGUAUCAGUGAGGUCAUACGAUACAUGUCUUUCUCUGAUUGACUGAUUUCGCUCAGCAUAACACCCUCCAGUUCCAUCCAUGUCUGAUAACGAUGAUUUUAUGGUCGUCAUGACAGUGUCCUCGGUACGGUUUGAGGAUGUGCAAGGCUGGGUGAUGGUGAUAUGAAACAAAGGCCUUUUGUAGCUGUUCCCUGAUUUGGUCCCUCACCUGCUCUGUUAGGGGGCAAGAACAGGUGUAUGUAACUACGCUCAUUGACGGGAAAGGCGACGGGUCUGGUUAGUGGCAGAACCAGGACAAUAGGACUGCAGCUCCUGCAAGUCCGGGUUCCUUCCCUGUUCUCUACACAGGGCCUUGUGCUUGUUCAGGGGAAUCUUUGCGGUCUGUCGAUUCACGGUGUGUGUGUACCUCAGGCCCCACGUCUGUGUCCCGUGUCAUAAGUCAUAAAGGCACAGCCACGGCGCUUACUAGGGCAGGUCCUGCUGGGAGAGUCUCCCGUGUAUGUAUUUCCUCAGGAAUCCUCACAACCCCGUGAGGUGCUAUCACUUUCUCUACUGUGCAGACGAGGAACGCUUGGCCCGGGGAGGUGAGUGACUUCCAGCGCCUCACAGCAGACACGUGGUGGAGCUGGGAUCGGAAGCCCAUUCCCCGGCUCCAGAGUGCCGGCCCUUUCCCCCCACCGUGCUCUCCUCUCACAGAAAAAGUAGUAGUACCACAAGCUGGUGCUCGCCCUCACAGUGUGGGGUGCUUUGUGAUAUUUGCUCUUGUAUCCUAUUUGAUCCCCUAAAUGCUGGUUCCCCCCCCGCCCCCCCCCCCACAGUGGUUUCCUGACCCUCCCUAAUCUGUCUCAGUCUGGGUUUUGGAAAAGUCUGUUAGGUUCUACUUCCCCAGCACCUCUCAGUGCGUCCCCACCUCUCAGUGUCCAUCCCCGUGGCGGCUGCCCCAGUUCAGGCUCCCCAUGACUUCUUCCCUGGACCUUCUUCCUGGAUGGCUGUGAGAUCCUCCUAACUUUUGUCCUCCGUCCGUUCUCCAUGCGGAGACCAAAGUCACCUAAAAAAUACAUUUCUGACCAUAGUGUUCGUAAUUUAAGGCGCUAAGUCCACCUUUGCUGUUUGGGGCCUAGUGUUCAGUCCAUGAAGAUGGUCGGUCAAUGUAUGAGGGAAUGCAGAAUUAGAAAACGUACUGUGUAUUUGUCCUCAGGAUGAAGAUCUUCUCCCAGGUAAGUAUUCUGAGGUCGACUUUCCAAUGAUAGUCACGAGAAAGCCGCACAGCACCACCGAACCUCACUGUGGGGUUGCUCACAAGGUCCUCGAUCUUGGGACGAGCACGUGGCCCUGCAAUGCUCUAUGAAUGGAGAACACACAGGAUGGACGUGCCAUGCACACACGUGCUUUGGUCAGACUGAACUCCCCUUUUGACCCCACUAUUGGGGAAAAAAAGAAGCAAAAGCUGUGGAAAACUCACACUUUCAUAUGUCUGCCAGCCUAAAGAGUAGGUCCAGUACAGCCACCUGCCCCAAAGACGUUGAAAGAUGUGCCCUAGAUAACGGGGCACAUGACAGUCACCUGCAGGAGCUCUCAGAACCACCCGUCGUUCCUGUUGCAGCAGCCUGAUGGUCUACCAAUUCCGGUCUGUUCUGUCAUUUCAUAAUCGAUCAUGUUUCCUGUCAAGCAUUAAAGCAGCCCCAAAGAAACCUGGAGAAGAAUCGGCUCCCAAAUCCAAAGGGAGAAAGGCUUUUUCAAAAGCUAUUCAAAAUUAAACUAAAAGUCGUCCCAAGGCGUUUCCACAAUUCUUUCCUCGCAGUUCCCAAUUUCUCAAUGUCAAGGUCUUGGGCAGUCCGGUCCACAGGGGCCCGGCUUUGGAGACAGCGGCACCUCUACAGUGCCUGGAUGGACGCCCGAACCUCGUAGGCGGAUCCGAUGGGCUCUGAUGGCCCCUUACUUAUUUAGUGCCAUGAGGCACUGGGAGGUGGAGGGUCUGCAGCGGCGGGGCGACCCGGAAAGCCUGAGGCCAUCGCCCGCAGAGCACAGCGUCCGCUCGGCCUGGGGCUCACUGGUUCCCGGAGUUUUCAGCCAGGGCAAAGCCCGGGGGAGGGCAGGGGAAGGCUCGGGUCCAGUGCGCCCAGGGCGAUGCUGGGUGGGGCCUGGACAGAGGGCGACGGGGACAGCCGACCCACCCAGCUGCUCCCCAGGGGCUCGGGCAGCGGCACCGAGCCGGGCUCCAGGUCUUGGCGUGGCGCAGCCCCAGGCCCAGACCCCGAGGCCUGAUGUGGGGCGGCGGCAAGGGACAGAGCGCGCGACCAGGAGAGCAGCCGGCCCUCCCGCGCCCGAGCCUGGUCUGGGCUCCUGCCGAUCCGGAUCGACGCGCUCGCCUGCCCACGGUCUGGUUGGUCAGCUGCUUCAUGCAGCUGGAUUGCUUCUUGCUGGCGGCGGCGGCGGGGGCCGGCACGGCCAGGGCCGGGCAGCUCGAGGAAUCGCCCGGGGGGAGGGGGGCCGACGUCGCUUCAUGUCCACCCGAGGCGGCAGUGGAAGCGGCUGUGGGCCCGGCGCCCCCCCCUCGCCGCCUCUCAUCCAGUGGCGCGGCAGGUCGGGGCCUUGGGAGGCCAGACCCGGGACGCGGUACCCAGCCCGUCCUCCACCCAGGGCGGGAACCCCGGGGCCGCCCUGUGCAGGGCCCGGAGGCCCCCUCUCGGGCACCGCCACCGCCGCCCGCGACCCCCUGCCGGGUCCAGCCGCACACCUCCGCGAGGCAGCGGAUGCGCGCAGCGCACGGAGCCACCGGUGAACCGCCAAACCCCGGUGUGGGACGCACUGUCCCCGCAGAGCUGGCAGGGCACGGAAGGACGGAACACUCUGGAGCCUCUGGAGGCUGGAAAUGCCCAAAGUCUCCUUGAGGGCCGUGCCUCUGCGCAGGUGUAGAUAUUUGUCAAAUGCACCUAGGAUCUGCUCUCCUAGGUGAAUGGAUGCAUUGCAUGCAUUGCAUGCAUUGCAUGCAUUUCCUGGGGGAAAGUCCAGGGCCAGAUGCAUUUUCUGUGGGCGGGCACCUGGGGGCAGUCAGGCAGGAGCACUCGCUAGGGGCCCACCCAGGACAGCCAGGAAGCAGGGGGAACAGGGGAAGGGGCCCAGCCCUGCGUGGGAAGUCGUGGGGCUGAGCGUCUGGGACCGGGACCGGUGGCCAGAGUCGGCCCUGGGAAGGCCCAAGGUCUCGGGCUUUCCUAGCAACGUGGCCUGCGCAGGGGAGGCGCGUGCCGGGCCCGCGCAGGCGUUGCCUAGAAACGCCUGUUGUCUUCUGAUUCUUAGCCUGGCGCAAGCAGGCGUUCUGGGACACUUGGCGGGGUAGUCCGACUGCGCUGGACGCUUUUCCACAGCGGACCGCGACAGUUAUAUGACCCGCGAAGAUGUGCUCCUGGGUUGGUGGCCUGGGCUCUGGCCUAGGCCAUUCCCAGGGAGGAGUGGAUGGCAGUGAGACUUCCUUGACCGGCUCCAACUCGGAUCUCACCAUGGACUUUGGUGAUGUCAUAUCAUCUCAGACAGAAAUCAAUAGACUCCUCAAUGAGAUCCAAAGACUGGAGGCUGAUCUUACACUUUGGAAACAUUUGUCCAAGGGACCGAAUAGCUCAGACUCCAAUGCCAUCUGGAAACUGAAGAGCACCAUCAGGGACCUAGAAGAGAGGCGGAUGAGGGAGAUCGAGGAACAUCAACUCGGAGUUGCGAUACUGCACAGUGUCCAUCAAGAAAAACUGGCCGACAUCACUGACAGGCACCGCAAACAACUCCUCGAGUAUGAAAGACGGAUAGAAGACCUGCAACAUCAAGAGUCUGCCAGUCAUGGGAAAGAUGACUUACUUCAAGAAAGGGAAACUGAGCUUAGAAGGUUGAAGCAACAACUUGCAGAAAUGGAGCGGCUGAAUGACCGUUUAAACAACGUUGCUUCUGAUCUCAGAGCAGAAAACCAAAAGUUGGUUUUGGCGCUCCAGGAUGUAAGACAUCAGCUGGAAGAAUCUAUUCUCCGGAACAACGAGGAUUCUCUGGAAAACAACACUGCUGUGAGGGCUUUAAAAAUAGAAAAAGGACGGUUAAUAGCAAAAUUGGCUCGGGCGGAAAAGAAGCUGUUGGAGGAAACAAACAAGGAUGAGCAAACUAUCAAAGAAUUGUCCCCUUUAGAGCAUGUGCAUUGCAUUCAACACAGUCAAGAGAAAGACCUGGAAAUAGUACACCUCAAAAAGAGGAUCGAGCAGAUGGACGCCGACCAUACAGAAACGAAGGAAAUGCUGUCCUCUGCUCUGGAGGAGCAGAAGCGAUUGACACAACUCGUUAAAGAGAAAGAGAUGUAUAUUGAAGAACUUACAGGAAGUCCAGAGCUUCAGGAGGAAUUCGGUCAGUCUACCCAAACCUUCAGAAGUAAUGACAUUUCCCAGCCAUCCGUGGAGGACAAAGACAGGUGUCUCCCAUCCGUGACAGGCGAAAAUCCUCAUCUGAGAGAAGAACUGGAGAGCCUAGGACAACAGAGUCGCUCUGUUCCUGCGCUCGACCCUAAAAUCCUAGACGAGAUCGUAGAACUGGAGUGUGAGGUGUUUCAACUCCAGGAGUUAAAGGAUGAUCUCGAGGAGGAAAUCAGAGAGCAGCAGAAGAUCAUUCACAACCAGCAGCAGGGGAAGAUAGGACUGCUUCAUUCUUUACAAGAGCAGAAGCAGAAAGUGGAGCAGCUCCAAUACCGGCAGGAGCAGAUGAAUAUUGAACACGCUCAGCUCCUUUCAGCGAAAGACGAGGAGAUUCAGCAUUUGCAGGACACGAUAGAACAAAUGAAAGCCCGGUUGCCUGACAAAAGCCAGCACAUUCCGACAGAAGACUGUGAUGAUGUGGAAGUCCCAACCAGUCAGCCUCUUCCCAGACAAAAUGCAAGUGAAAAGCUUGAUUCACGUGAAGCCGAAACUCAAAGAUCAGUCCUAGGAAUGAAAGAACACGAACUGGAGAUGAAGCUUCUAACUGAACAGAACAUCCGACUGACGGAACAGAUGGAUCGGCUCUCCAAAGAGGAGAUUGGUAAACUAACUCAGAUUAUCCAGCAGAAAGACUUGGAGAUUCAGGGUCUUUCCAGCAGGAUCUCUGCGGCUUCUCACAGCCAGAACGGGGACGUGGAGCGACUUCAGCGGCAAUUGCAAGAGUACGCUUGGAAAAGCGAACAGGUCUUGGCGGUCUUAAAUGAGAAAACGAGGGAGAACAGCAAUCUGAGGACAGAGUAUGACAAAAUGGCGGAUAGGAUGGCUGCCACAGAAGCAGACCUCCGGCGGAUGCAAGAGGAAAAUCAAAAACUGUCCACUAGAAUGGACAGUAGUGGUCAGGAGAUGUUUAGAGAAACGAUUCAGAAUUUAUCACACAUCGUUCGAGAAAAAGACCUCGAAGUGGAUGCGUUAAGUCAGAAAUGUCAGACUUUAUUGACACUCCUGCAACCCUCCAGCCCUGGUAAUGAGGUUCGAGGCGUUCAUAUGGAUCAGUUCAAGCAGCUUCUACAGGAACGGGACACAUUAAAACAGCGAGUGAAGAUCAUGGAAGAGUGGAAACAGCAGGUGAUGACCACAGUCCAAAAUAUGAAGCGUGAGUCACCCCAGCUUGAGAGAGAGCUGGCACAACUCCAGGCGCGGGCUUUCACCAGCAGCGAGAAGGAUUCUGAACUACCGACGACCUCUAGUGACCUGAUGCAGACGUACAAAGGCAAUGAAAUAAAAUUACAACAUUUAGAGAAGGAACUGGCACAAAUUCAGCUCAGCAUCGGGGAGCUUUGCAAUGCCAAGGAUCUCCUUCUAGGGAAACUGGACGUGAUUUUCCUCGAGCCCUCCCCCGACUGCUCAGAGUCAGCGGACUCUCUGGAGCCCGUGAAAUCUGACAGAGUGGGUGAGGCUUCUGAGUUGCUCCAAGUGGAGGUAGAAGAGCUGAGAAAAUCAAUGCAAGAAAAAGAUAGGAUGAUUCGAACCCUCCAGGAAGAUAAGCAGAGAUGGACUGAUUCAGUGGCUGCCACGUGGGAAGGAGAAGGCCCAGAACAGGAACACAGGGAUUCCGACAUCGAGCAGCUGAAGGAGAAACAGGCCGUUCUACAAAACUUCAUUCGGGAUCAGGAGCUCCGAAUCCAAGCGAAAAGUGAGGACUUGCUUUCUUUGCAGGAGAACUUCCGUAGCCAAGUGAGUGAAAAUGAACUUUUGAGGCAGACGGUCAGCAAUCUGAAGGAGAGAAUAGCAGAGUUGGAAAUGGUUGUGUGUCAACCGAGAGAGGAAAAUGCGAAAGUCGAGGAAAACUCUCGAGAAAAGGCAGUGGGAGAUGAGGCACUGCAAGAGACAGAUAGGCUGCUUUCAGUGAUGCGGAGAGAGGAGGAAUCCCAGGGUGCUGCGAUGAAAGAGAAGGCACUUGCUUUGGAGCAACUAUCGCAAGAGAGAGAAGAGCACGAGACCGGGGUAUUGAACCGGCCGGUCAGUGCAGUUCCAUCAAUGCAGGGAAAGACAGUUCUGUGCCAACAGGGGAGAGAUGAAGUCCUGUUGGCCCUGACACAGAAACAAAUGGAAACCUGUGCCCUCCAGAAGGAGGUUCGCCAUUUACGUGAGAGCGAAUUACGCCUAACCCAGGAGCUGGAGAGACGGCGACACCUCGCUCUAGAAGCCGAAGACGGUCAUCGCCGGGAAGCUCUGGCCUCAGAAGACAAAGUGGCUCAACUCAGGAAGGAAGUGACGGUCUUGCAGGGAAGACUCGUUUUGUCUUCCACUGCCAUGGAAAAUGCCAGCCGAGGAGCCAGUCUGCAGGUAGAGUCGCUGCAGGAGCAACUGCACGUGGUGACCCAGCAGAAGGAGGACACCGCGCUCCAGCUUGCUGCCUCGCAGGAAGAAGGAAGGCAGUAUGGUCACAUCCUAGCUGACCUCAAGUUGGAACUCGCCGAAUGGAUGGAAAAGGCAGACAGCCUCGAAGGAAAACUGAAGUCAUUGCAGGGACGAUUACAUAAAACAAAUGCUGACUUGGAGCUGAAGGAAGACCAACUCCAAGAAUUCCAGAAACAGAAUGAGGUCCAGCAGGAAAUCCUGGAGGACACACAGAAGAAACUGAUGAACUUAGUCAGUAAGUCCGAAGGAAUGGUGGACAAAACCCUACUAAGGAGACUCUUCCUGGGAUCUUUCCAAGCCCCUGACGCUGAACGGCAGGAAGCCUUAAGGUUGAUGGGAAGCAUGCUGGGGAUCCGAGAAGACCAGAUGCGGCAGCUGUUCAGUGAAGGGCCAGGUGGUGGUACCAGCUGGAUGAGUCGGGGGCCUGGAUCCAAAAGCGCCCCCAACACACGUGUGAAGCCAAAUCACCGACCUAUGGCCAAGAAUUCUUUUUCAGGGCUUUUCGUCCAGUUUCUAGAAGCGGAAUCUCAUUCAGCUUUGCCACCACCAAAGCCCUCUGCUCAUGACGUGUAGCCCCCAGAUUCCGGAGGAAGGGGAAAACUGGCUAUGAAACAAGGCCCAGCACGUCUGAACACUACCCUAGCAUCCACAUCCCGGAAAAAAGAUGUGAAGCCCCGCACCACAACUGUGUCUCUUAUUACCCCUCCUGGACCGGAAGCGGAUGGAUCGGAGCACCUUCUUCUAAAUGCCGUCACUGAUGCUCUGCCCACGUACGCACCCCAAAUACUGUCACCUGCCGAGAAGGUUGGAAUGGCGGUCAAAGGCCUCUCAAAGAAAUAGAGGAUUCUCAAGCCAGAGAUGAGACAGUGCUCGGAAGACCCCAAGUCACUCUGUGUGUUUACCUAAUCCCAAAAUGUCCUUUUGCAAAACGUAAUAUAUUUGCAGUCUUGCUUUCAGCUUAAUAAAAAUAUUCUUUUAUGAGUUAACAAAAAAA
This is a messenger RNA of Mirounga angustirostris (Northern elephant seal), 16433 nucleotides long. RefSeq names its product thyroid receptor-interacting protein 11-like. The transcript is spliced from 2 exons. The coding region runs from base 11975 to 16012 and encodes 1345 amino acids. Gene Ontology annotation, molecular function: small GTPase binding. NCBI's taxonomy places the organism in Eukaryota, Metazoa, Chordata, Mammalia, Carnivora, Phocidae. Gene Ontology annotation, cellular component: Golgi apparatus. Gene Ontology annotation, biological process: endoplasmic reticulum to Golgi vesicle-mediated transport; Golgi organization. The record is from RefSeq and is a predicted model, not a curated record.